AUGUCAUCUUUUGAUCUUGAAUCGUCAUCAGCAACGAGCCACCUCAACAGAGAAAACUCACAAAAUGCAAAGCCAGUUUCUCUAAGACGCUCCGUGGGCCUUCCGGAAGCCAUAGCGCUCCUCGUUGGAACAAUCAUCGGCUCAGGAAUCUUCGCCACACCAAAAUGGGUUUUGCUGUACGUGGGCUCUGUAGGAAUGUCUCUAGUGAUGUGGACUGUUUGUGGUUUGAUCGCUCUCUCUGGAGCUUUAUGCUACUGCGAAUUAGGAACUCUGAUUUCAAAAUCAGGCGGGGAAUACGCUUACCUGAUGGAAGCGUACGGUCCCCUCCCAGCCUUCCUUUGUUCCUAUAUAUACGUUCUUUUUGUGAAGCCCUCGAUGAUUAUGGUGCUAUUGGUGUUCGGUGCUUAUGUCAGCGAGCCGUUCUUCCCAGGUUGUGGAGACAGCGAACAUCUUGUUCCAUUGGUCAAAAUAUUAGCAGCCGCCGCAUUAGGUAAGAUGUUUUUUUCGACCAGUUUUUUUUUUCUUUUUUUUUUUCGAUUUUUAAAACGUUGUAAAAUUCUUUAUUCAAAUGCUCUCUUUGUUUGGCUAUUUUUUUUUCUGUCACGCAAAUUUUACGUGGCGACAGCAGAAAAUGUCUUUACUCACAAAAUGGAUCGCGUGAUGUCUUCUCCAAUACUAACAUCCCACGAACAGAUAGAUCAGUCUAGUUGAGCUUAAUAUGUAUAGAAAACUUUCAUAAUUUACGCAGACAGUUAUUUGAAAGCGAUUUUGUUAUUUUUCUUACUCACGCCCGUUUCAAAAGUCGUGCUCCUACCACGCUAAGCUUAAUUGAUACUGCAAGUAUUAAAUAACUUUAGAAUGAUUAAAUUUGACUGGUUUUAAUUAAAAAACAUCGCCGAGCGCAAUUCAUACAUUAUAAAUACUGGGGUCUGGAAAGGGGUUCCUGAUCCCUCAUCCCGAACUUCUGUCUUCGCUAUCUGGAUGUCGUGCCCAAAUUUUUGGCGAAUCCCGCUUCAAUAGUUGUGAAAUUCCGUAUCCCGUUAAGUCCCGUUAUUAAAGGCGUAUCCCGCACUGCAUUUUAGUCAAUUACAGGGCGGUGAUCAUUUUUCUUGUUGUUGAAUCUACAGGUGUUAUUACUUUCGUUAACUGUGCAAGCGUGAAAUGGGCUACUCGGAUGCAGAUUGUCUUCACUGCUGCUAAAAUGAUCGCUAUCGUGAUGCUGAUAGUGACUGGAUUGGUGCGCUUGGGGCAAGGUAAAAGACCGUAAAAAGCUUCCUCUUCACAUCUUCACUAGCCUACUACACAGCCGUUUUUAGUGUCGUCACGCAAUGCAGCGUUGCAUGACGACACUAAAACGGCUGUGUAGCAGACUACAUCUUCACUAGCCUAGCCCGAGAAAACAGCCGUCAUUUCGUGACGUCACCACUGGUUUUCCCUCCAAAUGACGUAUGAGGAACGAGCGCAGAAAUCCAUACUGAUGACGUGUCUCUACCCAGAUCUGAGUAGUGCUUCUGAUUGGUUGAAGCAAAUUUUCCUUGUGGCCUGACCAAUCAGAAGCACCACCCAGAUCUGGGUAGUGGCAGGUAGUCGGUAUAGAAUUUCGGCACCAAUCCCAACAAGAGCAAAAAUGAUACCCUAUUUGAGGAUCGAGACCCUCACUGAGCUCCACCAUCCAUCUAUCGGGAGGCACAAUAACACCCAACAACAACAAUAACUUUAUUAAUAGCAAUGAAAUAUACAUUAAACAUACACGCUACCUACAUUUAGAUAACGCGAUCAGGGGCGUGGCCAGCUUUUCGACUAGUUAUAGGGCUAUAGCUGAGUUUCAGUUCCUCAUAUGCUGAAAAUUGCACGCAUGACUAGUACACACUGACCUCACCAACACUUUGAGCUCUUAAGCUUUUUACCUCACCCCAACAAAGCAUAAUUUAUUACAAGCGGUAGAUCGAGUUAUCAAACCAAAAAUUUGUAGGCCCAGACCUACAGGUCUAUGGGCUGGUUACGCCCCUGGCUAUUCGAAGCAGGCAGUGUGGGUACUCUACAUACGUGAACUGAUACACUUUAAGACAUUUUACAAAGAAACUAAAAGAGAUUUACAACAUCAAGGAAAAAGAGGUUAAAAAGAAUAAUAAUACGAAUGAAUAAAUAUGUAAAUAAGUAGAUAAAUAAAGUUUACAUACUGGCAUUGGAUUAAGAUCAGCAUGUGCAUAACUAUCCCAGUGCCCGAUCCAGGGGAGGGGACCGCCCCCCCCCCCCCCCCCCCCCCCCCCACCCCCCCCCCCCCCCACCCCCCCCACAAAACAUUUCUACACCCCCCCCCCCCCCCCCACCAACCCGCCCACGCCUCUAUGCUCACCCCCCCACCUCCCCCCCACCCCCCCAACACCACCCCCCCACCCUCACUUUUUUGACAACAUGUGAGGGCCAGGGAUGUAGUAAUAUUUUUUUUUGAACUCCCGGCCUCCUUUUCUUUUUGAAGGUCCUGCGGCAGCCCCCCCCCCCCCCCCAUCUCAAGGUCUGGUCCCGGCAGUGUAUCCUGUCUUUGAAGACCCCUCAAAUGGGAGUAACACUCGGCGUUCAGGCGGUGAACCUGAUAUUAAAGCUCUAUAAUAUCAUGAGUUAGCCAAAAAUAUAACAGCAUCCUUUAAACAAACCGUAUAUUUGUUUGUCCAGACUAAUCGUAUUAUGGUAUUUCUAAAGGAUAUACUUCAUCACUGGCAAAUGGAUUCGAGGGGACAAGCUGGAAUAUUGGAAAACUCUCCUUCGCAUUUUACAACGGCUUAUUUCCCUACGAUGGAUGGUGAGUGAUACGAAAGUCUCCUUCCUUUUUAGUUAACUUUUAACAUUUUGAGACGAUAGUCUGAUAUGAAAAAUUGUGGAAAUAGUAAUUUUAACCAAAAGGACGUUUUAGUUGUAAUCGUUUUGUAGUAAACUGGCCUUAAUACAGUGUCUAUACUAGUUUCACACUCUGCAAGCCAAGGCAGGUGAAUCGCUCAACCUUCUAUACCUAACAGAACUUUUUCCUCGACAGGAAUCAACUGAACUUUUUCACCGAGGAGAUAAAGAAUCCCAACCGGUUAGUAAGACAACUGUAACACACGACUAAGAACUAAGAAAGGCUGGGUUACAGUCAACAUGCAACUCGGAAGUUUUAAUUCAUUUUAUAUUCUUAAUUGGUUACAUCACGAAAUCAUUAUUGGCCUUCCCCUCCAAAUUGGCUCGACUCACUCAACUGGAUUGAACAUAACGUCCGUUCAUCGUAAAGGGAAUGGUUCGAUUCCCUGUCAUGCCUGAAUUUUUUCAGGUGUUUUUUUUAACGGCUUAGGUGGAUGAUUAACUGGUACGAAGAUCGCGUGUACUUACAUGCAGUCAACCCAAGAUUCGUUUCGCAAUUCACUUAUAAGCAAUAACGUUGUGAAAUGUUUGUAACAAUGUAUAAAAUAAAGUAUAGGCCCUCCGUAUGUUGACUGUGAUAUUGGUGAAAGUUUUUGAAGAACCAGUGAAAUAGUCGAUCCAGGAAGAAACCACAAGUCAAAGUAGAGAACUCGUCACAAGCACAUGGAGAUCCCUCUACGGUUAUCUAAGUUUAUAGAAAUACGUGGAAGAAGAAACUUUUUCCAUGUUAAAGAUUGUUUUACCAUGUUUUUUUUUUUUUUUUGCAAGAAACCGACUAGGCUUGAUACUGCGUCGGGCUGAUUGCUCUCCCCUCUUCGCUAAAAAGGGUCAUUUUGCAGUUAUUUUGAAAGUUUAUUUGUUUCAUUUCUUUCAAGAAACAUUCCGCUUUCCAUCUGGAUGGGAAUUCCACUAAUCACAAUAUGUUAUUUGUUGGUAAAUAUUGGAUAUGUCACAGUUUUGACUCCCCAAGAAAUUGUGAAUACGGACGCUGUUGCUGUGGUAAGCUAAUAGUCUUGUGCUUUUCUUAAAACAACAAAUUACACGAUGUUACGAUUCAGAACAGAAGGAGCAUGUCCCAAAUGUUUACUAAUUAAAAAUUAAAAAUCUCUUAAAUUUUAUUAUUAUUAUUAGCAUAUCUUGAAUUUAAGCACGAAACUUGACGCAAAACGGGUGAAAAAUCAGGGGCGCUCCCCGCCCGAGCAAACGUAGGGCAAAUUGAUCAUUACGUGAAAACUAUCCAUGCGCGGUUUUCGGAUUCCGCUGUUCGUAGUUUCGGCCUUUGACCGAAGACGUGUCGACCUGCGGCCGAUCCUGAAACAACCCGCUUCGAGUGAGAAUAAACCUCCGGUAUCCAGGGUACGUGAAAGUACGCAACUGACGUUAAAAGAUUGCAGCUGACGAAAACGUAACGGAGAAGGUAGGUAGAUGCUGUGUCGCCGAGGUCUCCAAACCCCAACCGUAUGUUUAAGACAAAAAUUGCUUAUUUCGCUACCGUGUUAAAGACCGGAGACACUGCUUUCUGCCCUAGAUUUGUUUUGCUUUCCACUGAUACAGAAUUAACUAAUGUUUCACACUAAAAUCAUGGGAAUAGAUAUUUGGGUAAAAAAUUAUUGAUAUUGCAAGUGUAUACCGCUCAUCGCAAGUCCUCACACUCUUUGAAAGGCGUCCAUUCCAAGGCUUCCACUUACCGUUUUGUUUUCUCAACAGAUCUUAGCUAAUCGUUUAUACGGAGUUAUGGCUUGGACUAUUCCAAUUCUUGUGGCUUGUUCAACUUUUGGUACUGCUAAUGCAAAUGUUUUCGCAGGCGGAAGGUAAUAUAGUUUAUAAUGAUGCUGAUAAUCAUCAUCAUCACAACAAUAAUGAUGAUGAUGACUACAACGACGACGAUGAUAAUAAUAAUAAUAAUAAUAAUAAUAAUAAUAACAACAAUAAUAAGAAGAAGAACUGUACGACCUUCGAAAAUAAGGGUGAUUAUAAAUAAACAAUGUCUUUUCAACAAGAUAAUCAGUGCAAAGCCUAUUGCGCACUUUAAAAAAAACAACAUAUCUUUGUGUGUUAACUAUACCAAGUUUCUUCAAGUCUUUCCGUAAGCUUCUGACGAAGCUUGGUAAUAGAAUUUACCGUCUUCUCUCGUGUGUCAUAAGUUAUGUAAUUCACUCUGACGAUGACGGAUGUACCAUCGCACUAUUUUUAAAAAUUUAUGUAACUCCCCUUUUUCAGACUGGUGUUUUCUGCCGCGAGAGAGGGACAUCUUCCUAAGUUUCUCGCCAUGAUUCACACCAAGAGACGGACACCUCUUCCUGCAGUGGUAUUCUCGGUAGGUUCCCCCGUCCUUACACCGCAUGAAGGAUACGUUCCGAGGGAAUCAGUAGAAACCUUUAGAUUCUAAGACGAGUACGACUACGAGUACGAGAUUUUCUUAGUACUAAGUAGUGAGUGCGCGUGAACCAAAGUCAUUUGGGCGGGAAAAAGUGGUACCCGUCGUCAUUCUGCUACGGUCUCUGCUACGAAUUUUAGCGCGAAUGUCGUCGUGGCGAAAACAAAAUAUCAAAUGUUAGAAGUUUUAUCAUUUUGCGAUCCGGAGAGCUCGUAAUCUCCUUCACUAAAGAUAACAGUUCAGAGAAACAGUGCUAACUUUUCUAGUGAAAAUGGUAAAACGAAAAUUUCCGGGAAAUCUUUAUUUUGAGAAUACGCGAAAAAACUUUAAGUCUAAUCUCGUAUUCCUAGUUGUCCUCGUCCUCGAAUCUAAAGGUGAUGUUUCACGAGAGGAUUCGCAACGGCGAUUUUUAGCGCAACACAUCGUUGCAACAUUGUUGCGACAUUGCCGUCGUCCCGUUAAGUUACUUAAGCCCCCUACCGUGCAAACGGACGCAACAUCGUUGGCCAACGACUCCUAACAUUGUUUGAUGUUGCAUGUUGCGUCCGUUCGUACACCCUGUUGUAAGUUGUUACGCGUUGCAUUGGCAGUUUUGCGCAAAGUUUGAAACCGGUCAAACCUUUGGGCCAACAAAUCCCAACAUUUCUUUUGUUCCGUGAUGGCUGAGGCCAUGUGAAUAAUCUAUUCUCUCUUGCCGAACCUUAGCGCAACAAAGUUGCAUCUGUUUGCACAGUUCUUCCUACAAUGUUGUAGACUGUUCACAGUCCCCUAUUUUUUCGUGAGAUCGUUUAGAUAUACCUCGUCCUACCGUCACUUCAAAUGUACCGAGGGGGCGGGCGUCGCUUCCUCCCAAACCGCCCCCAUCCCCUAAGUAGUUUUGACGCUCAUGCAAGAUGGCAGCCCGUAACGCAAAGCGCUCCAUCUCGAUGAUCUUACGGAAAAAUAGAGGACUGUGAACAGUCUAACAAUGUUGGAGCUACGCAUGCGCAUUACAAAUAUUCUCCAAAGUCUUUUGGGUUGUACCCUUCCCUCGAUGCACUGCAGGUACUGGCAUUGUUAGGAGUUGUUGACGUUGUUGUAUCAGUUAGCACACCACUGCCAACAAGGGCGCAAAAACUGCCAACAUUGUUGCUCCAACACUGAUGUUGGGAGUUGUUGCGUUCGUUUGCACGAAGUUUAACCAUUUCUACAGGAUCACCCCAAACUUUUUUCCUCAUUGUUUUUCCUUUUGAUUGUUUUACUAGAGCAUUAUUUCAUUGCUGAUGUUAAUACCUGACUCUACGUCCUUCGAAUCACUGUUGAACUACUUUAGUUUCUUUGGUUGGCUGUCUUAUGGACUUACCAUCUCCAGUGUCAUCUGGUUUAGGUACAAAAGACCUAAUGACAGGAGGCCAUACAAGGUACGUACUCCCACCCCCUAAAGUAAAACCUACAACGGUAGCGAGAGUUUAAAAUGACGGUCGAAGGUAUGCCGGCUACUUUUUCCCUAUAAUGAAACUCUAGCUUGACAAAAUUGGUUACUUGAAAAAAGUAAGUGCUACAAAGGAACUAAGAGAUAACACUCAGUAGGAUUUAUGGUUUAUUUGGUUCUCAGGGUUAUACAGGACAACAUCAUUUUUCCCAUCAUUUUUCUUCCCUAAAGAAAUAAGUAUUACCAAAACUGUCAUUAAGCUACGUAGAUUCUUUUACCAUCUGAACCCCCCAAGUGCGUCGAAAGCAUUCUCGUCCCCAGGGCUCUCUCGCCCCUCCCAUUUUCUCGGGGAAAGCCCUGGGGACAAUGUUGAUAAACCGUGCAAAUUUCCCGCCUUUUUCUAUGCACAAUUGGCCAUUUCCGAAUUCCAAACACUCUCACCUUCAUAACGAGGCCAAGUGCAUUAUUUGCUAAGAAUAAAAGAUUAUUUUCAGAACAAUGACUUCCUAUUUCGCCUUGCUUUGGAACAGGGGCCUGGAGUGAUUCGGAAAUGGCCUAUUAAUUGAUCCAUUUUCUUCUUCCAUAGGUAUGGAUAGGAAUUCCUAUUUUCAUGGUGCUGAUUUCUGCGUACUUGGUCAUUGCACCCAUUUAUGAGGCGCCACUGGAAUCCCUUUUCUGUGUAUUGUUCCUGUUAUCUGGUAUACCGCUGUACUUAAUAUUUGUACGCUGUAAGAAAGUUCCAGUGAAUUUUCUUCGCUUUGUGGGUAAGUUUGUUUUACGUGUCUUAUUAUACUCAGUUCUCAGUGACCACUGAGGGGCAAAAACGAGCGAGCUGGCAAAAGAAGUUGUUAUAUCCUGAGAGCUUCGUUUUGCAUGGGUGGGCCCACAUAAGCUGUCUUGCGUUGUGGGACUGCUCCUCCGAGAAAAGGGAGCUUUAACAACGACGACGCCGACGGCAACGACAACGGCAAAAAAGCAAUAGGUUCAAUUAGCAAAACAACAACUUUGCACGCGCAUCACACUUUUUUGUACAUUUCUCUGCUGUCACUGCACUACUAUGAGGUGAAAAUGCCUAAUUUCACGUUUUAUAGAGAACGUAAACAAGGAAGGACGAUUUUUUCUUUCCCUUUCUAAACCGGUCCGGUCCCCAAGAAAUCAACUCCGGGGAAACUCUAGUCUAAUUCUCAGACGUCCGAGGUCGUUAGGGACCGCGAACGACCUCGGACGUCUGAGAAUCAGGCUGGGGAAACUCGCCCACAUUUCACAUUUUCAGUGAAUUGGAAUAAACGCGACAAAGUUUGAAAAAACGCGAGUCAUUUUAAAAGUGACGUUUUCGCAGCCGUCGCCGUCGUCGAUGCUAAAACUCCCUUAUUGUGGCGGAAGGUUCAUUUCGUGUGUUUUGGUUGUUUUAUUCGACUGUUUUUCAGGUCUUCCAGCCAGGUCAUGGCGAUUUGAGAUUGUGUAGUUCUAGCUGCUAAGUGUAAACGCCGCUUUCGUCACUGUUCACAGUCCAUUUGCGGAUCUCACAAAGCUCUAAUUUUUUUUCUUUUCUUAGAUCGUGUUACUUUCAAGUUGCAGAAGAUCUGCGAUGUAGUAUUUCCAGAGAAUGAAGAUGACUUUGUUUCGCUUUAA
Porites evermanni is the source of this 8315-nucleotide messenger RNA. The record is from the annotation of a GenBank genome assembly. NCBI's taxonomy places the organism in Eukaryota, Metazoa, Cnidaria, Anthozoa, Scleractinia, Poritidae.